GCAGGUAUCCACUAAGGUUAGCAUGCAAGCUAAACACGUCUGCUCUGUGUUAUCCAGAUAUCACUAAGGUUAGCAUGCAAGCUAAACACGUCUGCUCUGUGUUAUCCAUAUAUCACUAAGGUUAGCAUGCAAGCUAAACACGUCUGCUCUGUGUUAUCCAGAUAUCACUAAGGUUAGCAUGCAAGCUAAACACGUCUGCUCUGUGUUAGCAGAUAUCACUACGCAAGGUUAACAUGCAAGCCAGCUAGCCCCGGGCCAGCUCUCUUGUAAUAUAGGGCCGUGCCUGCACUCUUGUAAUACCACUGUGCACCAUGUGUGGUGCUGUACUACACAUAAAUACAAUGCAAGUCAUUGGAACAGUGCUGUCUCAAUUGUAAUGUAAAGAAUUUUACAAAUCUCCUUUAAGGUGGGUGUGGUGUGGAUGAGGUGGAGUUGAGUUGAUGUUGUAGUUGAGCUUGAACAUGGCCUUUAUGGGUCUCCCUCUCCCACAGUCACCAUGGACAUCAUCUCGACCUUGCUGGACGUGGCAGAGAAGCUGUACUCGCAGUGUCAGAAGGUGCAGGACAACAAGGACCAGUGCGGCCGCCUGGGCGGGUUUGUGUCCUCCCUGAAGGACGUCCUGCAGAGUUUGCUGGGGCAGGACCCCAGCCGCCGGCCUCCGGACCUAGACGCGCGUUUGGCCAAUCUCGGGACGUGCUUCGAGGACGCGGAGCAGCUGGUCGUCAAGUACGGCAGCACCAGUAGCCUGAGCAAGUUUUUCCAUGCCAAGGCCAUGGAUGAAGAGUUCCAGGGGGUGUUCAAGCGUCUCGAAGACCUGCGCCAGCUGCUCUCGUUGUCUCUGCAGGUGGAGCAGAGGGGCCAGGUGCAGUCCAUGCACAACGUCGUCAACAGGGCGGAGGACAAGAUCGACUUGCUCCACGAGAAAAUGGACAAACUAAUACAAAAUAAAGAGGUGAAAGCAGGACCUGAGACUCUGACCCCUGUGGCUUCCUCACUGGAUGCAGCGGCGGCGCUGGGUGCGGUCCGCAGCAGGUUCGUGGAGAAGGCGAGUCUGCCCCUGCUGAAGCAGCUGCUGGACGAGCUCCAGACGGCGCGCGUGCUAAACUCCGAGGAGGCGGAGUCUGUGCUGGAGGAGCAGUCGGCCCGAGCUGACCGCGCCCGCUGCCUCAUCGACACCGUGCGCAAGAAGGGCCGCCGCGCCAGCGAGACCAUGAUCACACACCUGAGGGACAAGGACCCUGAACUGGCCCAGACCCUGGGGCUUGCCUGAGGGGGGGGGGGGGGGGGUGCAAGGGCUGGACCACGCUGGUGUGAGCAGAACACAAAGAACUAUUGCUGAAAAAGGAACUCCAAUGGUGUCACAUGACCAAGGACUCCACCAGAAUGUUAUCUGCUUUAAAAGCACUUUUGUGACCAAAACCUGUGGGUGUGCUGCUGCCAAAUUAAUUUUGACCAGUAGGUGGCUCCACCGUCACUGGGCUGUUUGUCAUAAACAGUGUCUAUUUUUGUGCUACCUACAUAUUUUAUAUGUUUACAAAUAUAUCUUCUUUUGCCA
Messenger RNA from Alosa sapidissima (American shad), 1555 nucleotides. RefSeq names its product mixed lineage kinase domain-like protein. Bases 497 to 1270 code for a protein of 257 amino acids. NCBI's taxonomy places the organism in Eukaryota, Metazoa, Chordata, Actinopteri, Clupeiformes, Clupeidae. The transcript is spliced from 3 exons. Gene Ontology annotation, molecular function: cysteine-type endopeptidase activity. The record is from RefSeq and is a predicted model, not a curated record. Gene Ontology annotation, biological process: regulation of apoptotic process; cell surface receptor signaling pathway; proteolysis.